Molecule: messenger RNA, 739 nt
Organism: Scleropages formosus (Asian bonytongue)
Lineage: Eukaryota; Metazoa; Chordata; Actinopteri; Osteoglossiformes; Osteoglossidae
Gene: cimip5
Product: ciliary microtubule inner protein 5
Exons: 3
Coding region: 157-606 (149 amino acids)
Source: RefSeq, a predicted model, not a curated record
CGCGCGCGCGCGCUUCCCACAAGGGGAAAGUGAGCGGACGGCUUGUGCCGUUCCGGUUUUCGCGUUUAAGAACCUUUUCGUUUCGUUUCGUUUCGUUUCAUUUCAUUUCAUUUCAUUUCACGCUGGUUUGAAAAGGCGAGUAACCGCAGCCCGGGGAUGGACGUCGUGAAAACGUCGCCUGGGUACCGCUUCCCGGACCCGUCCUCGCGCUCCUCCGUCUCCCUGAACCGGCACAGCGCGGGCAAGUCGCGAAGCGCGGCCGAGUUGCGCGCUCCCGACCGGCGCGACCCCGACCUGCGGGACCCCGUCAAGCAGGACCAGGCGUGGAGGGAGUUCGUGCGCGCGGAGCGCCACUCGGUCAAAGAGUGGCACAAAAACUGGGCUUUUCUCACGGACUUCGACCAGCUGGGCCGUCCCAGAAAGGAGACGCCUCUCCCAGCACACGUGUCCGUUUUCUCGGACCGGGUCCCCAACACGGCCAACCAGGCGCUGGGCAGCCGCGUGGGCACCGAGCUGGGUUGCGAACUCCUCCGCCUCGAGCGCCUGGUCCUGCUGAGCUCCGGCCACCGCAAGGUCCGGCCCGACCCCGAAUUGCAGCCCUGCUAGACGCCGUCAGCACGCCGGUCCGCACAGAACCGCUCCGGGUCCAUACAGGGGGAGGGGCAGGCCAAGCACCUAAACUGCAGGGCCGACAUGCAGCACAAAGCUGUGCUACUCACCUCUCAGAGACACACACACA